Messenger RNA from Onychostoma macrolepis, 3403 nucleotides. RefSeq lists its product as uncharacterized. The record is from RefSeq and is a predicted model, not a curated record. The transcript is spliced from 2 exons. Gene Ontology annotation, biological process: G protein-coupled receptor signaling pathway. The coding region runs from base 1379 to 2353 and encodes 324 amino acids. Gene Ontology annotation, cellular component: membrane. Gene Ontology annotation, molecular function: G protein-coupled receptor activity. Lineage: Eukaryota; Metazoa; Chordata; Actinopteri; Cypriniformes; Cyprinidae.
CUAAAUGAAUAAAUGUAAAUUUGUUUGUAUUAAAAUGCUUUUCUAUAUGCCUGCAGUUAUAAAUUACAAUGGUUACAAUAAAAUGAGCGUGGAAUUAAACAAGCGGUACAUGUUCAUGCACUCUUUGUAGGCUAUACUUGACAUUCAUUUACACAGUUUAGGCAUAAAUUGCUGUUUGUAAACUAAUAUGUAGCAGAUAAAGUGGUGGCCAAAAUUAUUAGAACACUAGUAUUUUCACCAGCUAAAAAAUGGUUCUUCUGGAUUUAGUCCGUCUCAGUUUGUUCUGUUUCUUCAUGUCACUCCAGACAGACUGGAUGAUGAUCAGAUCAGAUCUCUGUGUGGAGCACUGGCUGUUGUCAGACUCUUUGUGCAAACAAAUAUCUCACUGGAUUAUUACAAUUAAUGGCAAAAUAAAUGUUUGGAAAUGUAAACUGAUAUUUCCCACAAACACACUACAUCAAAAAGAUGGAAAUAACUGACUUAAAACCAUUUUUAGCUGGUGAAAAUACUAGUGUUCUAAUCAUUUUGGCCACCGCUGUAAAUAUGGGAACAUUAUACACUCUUAAAAAUAAAGGUGCUUCAAAAGGUUCUUCCCAGCGAUGCCACAGAAGAAUCAUUUUUUGAUUCCACAAAGAACCAUUCAGUCAAAGGUUCUUUAAAGAACCAUCUCUUUCUUACUUUUUCAUAAUCUGAAGAACCUUCUUUCACCACAAAGAACCUUUUGUGAAACAGAAAGGUUCUUAAGACGUUAAAGGUUCUUUAUGGAACCAUUUAGACAAAAAAGGUUCUUCAUGGCAUCAUGAAGCACCUUUAUUUUUAAGAGUGUAUGAAGGUUUGAUACAAAAAAAAAAAAAAGCUACAAAUAUUGCAACAAAAGAAGUUACAACACUUCCAGGUGUCAUGUCCCAUACAGAAAAAGUAUGAUUGCUCAAUAUAACCACACUAUAUCAAAGUUUUAAGUUAAACUGGUUUCAAACAAAUAUUCAAAAAACACAUUCAAUACCACGAUAUGAUUCUGGCUUCCAUUAUUUUAUAAGACACCUGUCACAUUUCUCAUGAAAAUAUGCUGCACACACAAAAGGCGCCGAAAUGAACUCUCAAACACGCCCCUCCUCUGUCUCUCUCUCUCUGCUGAAGCUUUAGAGGGGGAAGUAAACGUGAAGUUGACUCUUUCCAUCACUAGGCUGACUUUUACGCGAGGACCGCAGGUGUUUUUGACCGAACAGAUCCACCUAACGAAUUCACAUGAACAUUCGGAUUUUUGGAGACACAUCGACCAACGCCGAGCCAAAUGAACCGUGCACACCAGUUAAAAGUGUUUUGUUCUGGAACGUUUUGGUUCUACUGCUGUACGAGCGAGGCCUGAAGAAGCGCUAGGAUGACAAAUGCUACUGCAGAUGACUACUCGUAUCCACACAUACGUGUUUGGGCAGCGGGAGUUUCUUUGAUCAUUUUGGCCUUUUUCAACUUGAUCAUCAACUGGACCAUAGUGCGCGAGGAGCGCCUGCGGAGCCACGCGCGCUUCGUCCUCGUGUUCCACUUGUUGUUCUCCGCGCUGGUUUACUUCGCAGUAAGCUUUAGCUUCAACUUACAAAGUUACUUGAAAGCAGCGACCACAUCAACCAUAUGCACGGCACUAAUCAAAGGUCUGAUGACAAGCGGCACCAAUAUUAUCCUCACCAUCACGGCGAUGGCGCUGGACCGUUACUUUGCCAUAUGUUACCCGCUCCACUAUAACAAAGUUUGUUUCAAACCCUGGCCGUGGCUCAUCGGGAUCCUAACAUGGGUACUCGCGUCGAUUAUUCCUCUUACCCUGUCGCCCAAAAUAAAUGGCACUGUGCCCUGUGGAAGGAAAACUCUGAAAGGCGGAGAAAUGCACAAAAUCGUUCUAAUAACAAUUUGCACUGUUCUUAUUGUGUACAGCUAUGUACGGAUCUUAUAUGAGGGGCGUCGUCUGGGUGUGUUGAACCGGCGCAACCGAGCUGCGUGUAGGACUAUCGCUCUCCACGGCACGCAGCUCGCCGUCUACAUCCUCCCCAAUUUCAUACUGUUUUUGCUGCAUAUCCUUAACCGCAUUCACUCACUCGAGGAUUCCACAAAAGAGCUUUUUGCGGUCAUAAGUUUUGCCUUCUUCAGCCUGGCGCAGUGCAUCGCGCCGAUAGUGUACGGACUGCGUAAAGAGGAACUGCUGGAACAUCUUAAUCACCGGUUCCCGUGUUUAUCCGGCCGGUUGAAGCGCAUUUUGGAGUGGACCGUCAACAUCACACAUCCCAAUCGGCAUCGCCAGCAAAGGGAGAGGAGAAUGACUUCAGAGACGUUAUUAUCAAGAGAGAUCUCACAGACGACUGUGUGACAUCUUUGGAUUAAGAGACAGCCCUUAUGAUGAUUUCUUCAAAAGGAAUAUUUAAUUACCGAGACUGAGAUUAAUAUCGAACCAAACGCUAUGCAAUCCAUCUGAUGUGUUGCAUAUCUUAAGUUCAACACAUUUUCCACUGAGAAAACAAAGUUGUGACUUUUAGAAAACUGUGAUUUUUAUUCUGCAAGCCAUUGCUUUGUUAUGUUGGAGUAAAAUACAGCAGCUACACAGUGUUCAGGAAUUACUUUUGCUAAAGACAUAGUCAACUGUGAUUUUUAUAUGAACAAUAUUAACUGUAAAUAGUACCGGUGACUUACUGUCAUGUGAACAAGUAACAAUUAGGAUCCGAAUUUGUAUUUUUCUAAAAGCUGUACAAAUCUCUUCUCUAGUAUUCUUUGUCUUGGCAAAACUUAACAGUAUUUUGCAGUCAUAUAUAUAUAUAUAUAUAUAAGCUAAUGAUCCGAGUAAACCAACUAAAACUUAGACUGUGAAAUAGGUUUAAUGAAAUUGUAAUUUAUGUCUAGUUAAACUGGUGACACUGAAAGAUUUGUAGUAUUUGAUAUACUAUGUUUGUAACCACAGCAUCCUGAGUUGUCAAGACACUCUGGCUUAAUAAGGUCACUAACGUUCUUUUACAAUGUCCUGUAAACUGUGUCUUUACAAUAUACUGCCUCUUUACAAUAUACUGCAUUCAGAAAAUAAUGCACUGGUGAAAGGACAAAACGUAUGAUAUUGGGGUAUUUCAAAUAUCGUUAAGCACUGCAACACAGAGCGAGUAUUUAUAAUUACGUCAGGGUGGGCAACUGUAUUGUGUUAACACGUUUUUUGUAUGUUUGCUUUAGAAGUAAUUACAUGCCUAAUGGGAGAUGCCACAGAAAAUGAAGGAAGAAUAAAUCAUUUAAGAUAAACUGUUGUACAAAACAUCCAAUGGGAGGACCAAAUGUAGCAUCUUCUUUUGCAGGCAUCAUAGAUGUGUGUAAUUUCUAAAUUGCAGACAUUGAUGUGGUAUUGCCCAUUUGUAAUAAAGAUCUUUUGUAUUUAUGUUAA